UGCUAGUGCUCAUCUUCGCCCAAAAUAAUUGUUUCUUAUCUUUCCUUUCUUUCAAUUAUGAGCCUCAUACCUAAAUUCAUUACCUAGUACACGCUGAACCACAAUUAGAUUCCCGAAUUUAAAUAACCGGAACAAUUAUUUCUCAUUCUUAUGUAAUUUUUCCCGUUUGUAUUUCUUCUAAUUUCUUACCCAGUUGUGACAUCGUUCUACUUCAUUUCCUAGCCUGCCACUUUGCUUUACUUGCACCCUUCAGUUGUGGGGGGCUUGUAUAAAUCUACCAGCUUGGCCCCGAUGUUAAGAGACGUGCCUUAUGCCAUAUCUUACACUACAGCGUGACCUCGCCGGCUUGGGACUUGCCCUUUUAUCACCAAACAUACCAACUUGAUUCUAUCAUACUCUUACCGAAUGCGCCGCCAUUGUCUACCGGUCCCCAUAAUAAUCGACCCGAUCAGUCGCCGGCCUUAGACACGUCUGCCAUGAAGAGUCCACCGUGCAAAGUAACAUUAACAUCUGGAUACCCAUAGUGUUCGGUAUCGCGAGUUUCUAUCUGAGAAAUAAAUCCCAGAGGAAGUUUUCUAGUUGGACAGGCACUAUGGCAACAGUUCAACAGUUUCACCAGACUCCUACGCUGACCCGCCCACUUGGCAUCAAUGGCGCAACGCCGCCAGCCGCGGAAAUGGAUACGGACCGGGCCUCUCGACCGAAUGUUAUCAAAGGGACAAGGACCUCUAGUAGACUACAGAAGGGCGAUACCAGAACUGUCGUUAUAAUCUACGGGUCUGGACAAGAGAAUAUAGUCUCCGUCUUUGCGGAUGUGUUGGGGAAGCCGUACAAGAUAGCCGAUAGUUUUCAGGGUAUUACUUCUUUGGAACAGGAACUCGUCCUUGGCAUACCGAUGGAUAGCGCCAAGAUUGAUAUUACUUCGCGGAAUCGAGGUGCCGUGGUUGCGAUCAAUGCGCAUUGUGUGAACUUAGGGAUGCCACCAGAUCCUUAUAUAUCUGAAGAGUGCGACUACGAAUUCUUAUAUUCCGAAGUGUCUUCGUCUCGCCGGGAUUUGGCCCGGUUCAUCUCUUUCAUUCUCGGCCAGAUUAAUCAUCACGACUCACUCAUGUCAAAGCCACGCACUUACUUCAUUUCGACCACUUUUCCUGAUGUUCGCGCCGCGCUUCCUAACAUAGAUAUCCUCACAGUGGGUGCCGAUGCUGUAGAACUACGUGUCGAUCUACUCAAGGAACCCCUAGGCGACGGUAGUUUUGCGCCGGUGCCUAGUUUGAGCUAUGUCGGUGAACAAGUCAUGUUGCUGCGUCGGAGGACUGAGCUGCCGCUUAUAUUCACGACAAGAUGUGUAAGGGAGAAUGGUCGGUUUCCCAUGGGGAAUCCUGACUUAUACUAUGAGUAUCUUUUUCGGGCCGUUCAGUGGGGUGUUGAAUAUAUCGACGUUGAACUUUGGCUUCCAGAGCAUAUCCGUCGGAGACUAUGCGAGAAACGGGGAAGCAGUCGCAUCAUGUCAGCCUUUCACGAUUUCUCGGGCGCCUUCAAGUGGCAGUCUGCUCAAGCCGAGUCCGUCUUCGUUGAGUCCCGGAAAUACGCUGAUAUUGUGAAAAUGAUAGCGAUCAUUAGCGAUCGCAAUGAUAAUUUCGAACUGGAAUGUUUCCGCUCCAAGAUUCGAAGUGUAUAUCCAAAUUCUCCUCCCUUGUCGGCUGUUAACAUGGGAGAGAUAGGCCAGUUUUCGAGGACACUAAAUAAGGUCUUUACACCCAUCACUCAUCCGCUUCUUCCCAUCAUUGCUGCUCCAGGUCAGAUGAGCGCCGCAGAGAUCAACGCAGCCUUAUCGAUGUUUGGACAGCUUCCGAAGAAGAGCAUCUACGGAAUAAGCAGUCCGUUUGCCCGUAUCGCAACACCAUAUGCACCUUUCUACGAAAAAUGCUUUAACGAGCUCGGACUACCACAUCAGUUUGCCGUGGUUGAGAGACAACCGAAUGGUUCUGAUUGUGUAGAAGCCUUGUGCAAUCAGAAAUCCUUUGGGGGUGCCUAUCUAAGUCCACCAGUAUCUUUAUCUAGUCUUAUGCACAACAGCCUGUUCUUCUCGAGGUUUAACAACGGGUCGGGUCCAACGUUGACAGAAGCAGCCCGUACGAUUGGCAUGAUUGAUACCAUUGUUGUUCAACCUGGGCCAUCAACCUCGUCAGCUGCGGCAGCCACAACUCCUCCGAUUCCUAAUCAAAACUUUAGCACACCGUUCAACCUGGGGUCUAACAAUUCUCAUGGCUUGCCGCCAGGCUCCUCGCUGGUUUUCGAUAAUGCAAAUUGGCGAGGCAUUGUUAGCACUUUAACUCGCGAUCUUGCUCCAUCAGCUUACUUUGGACGUGUUGCCGUUGUUGCAGCUAGCAAUGCUGACAAUGCAGCUUCGACUAUUUAUGCGCUGAAAGCACUUCGGAUUAGCAAAGUGUAUACAGUCGGCUUCAAGAUGCCCCCUAACCUAAAUCAUGGCCUUGACGUUGAGCCCUUCAAUAGCUUAGAGAGCCUCCAGCGAGCAAGGAUGGUGAGGGACAAAGCAAGCCCGUUUGUUUUCGUAUCUGCUCUGGGACCAGAAAAAUCCAACAUUGUUGGGGUGCUUAUACGUGUUUUCGGGGGCUCACGCGGGUCUUCUACGAAUAUUCGCAAAGUUUUCUUGGACCUUGCUGAUGGGCCAAGAAAGGGGGAUCCAAGAGCCGUCGCAGAACAAAGUGGGUUCAUUACUUACGGCGUAGCGGAUACGACGGCUUUUACGACCGUGGAAACUCUGAGGUCGCUCGUGGGCCAGAAUGUACCGUAUAGCUUCGUACGACUAACGAGUGGCCAGGGAAUGUUCUAGAUAAGCGAUAUCAGUAUAUACCCCAAAGAGGAGUGGUUUGGGAUGUAUGAUGAGGAACUUGAUUUUACGCAAAUUGCCGGCCAUGUAAGAUGAGAUUAGGCACGUUCAAUGUUGGGCUAGACGAUCUAACAGAGAACACAUCUUGCAAAAUCAUAGCUAACGAAGGAGUUGAAAGUCCGAAUAGGGUUAAGAGUGACUUCCAAUACUCUGAAUCAUGGACACCUGCAUGCAACCUGCAUUGUUCUUACCCGCCUAGACGUGCUGGGGCGAUAUCUUGAAAUCAACAACCAAAGGAUCGGUACCUGGUACCUAGUACAGAGCCGCGGUGCCUUGCAAGGAUUGAUGUGCUCAUGCAACCCAGUUUCUCAACCGACCAGGGGUAAACGUUUCUACGUAACGACGAGACGUACGAACAAAGUUUGCC
Molecule: messenger RNA, 3278 nt
Organism: Hypoxylon fragiforme
Lineage: Eukaryota; Fungi; Ascomycota; Sordariomycetes; Xylariales; Hypoxylaceae
Product: aldolase
Exons: 1
Coding region: 593-2854 (753 amino acids)
Molecular function (GO): 3-dehydroquinate dehydratase activity
Source: RefSeq, a predicted model, not a curated record